AUGCUGCAUCCCGUCAGCCUCCAGCCCACAUUCUCCGUCCGCACCCACAGACUCAAAGCCCAGCCCCCAGCCCUGUCCCCCAGCCCUGUCCUCCAGCACUGUCCUGUCCUCCAGCUCUGUCCUCCAGCUCUGUCCUCCAGCACUGUCCCCCAGCCCUGUCCUCCAGCUCUGUCCUCCAGCUCUGUCCUCCAGCACUGUCCCCCAGCCCUGUCCUCCAGCUCUGUCCUCCAGCUCUGUCCUCCAGCUCUGUCCUCCAGCUCUGUCCUCCAGCUCUGUCCUCCAGCACCGUCCUCCAGCCCUGUCCCCCAGCACUGUCCUCCAGCUCUGUCCUCCAGCACCGUCCUCCAGCCCUGUCCCCCAGCCCUCACUGAGUGGACUCAGACUGAGCGAGGCUGCAUCACACUGGUCACAGUGAUGACAGACAGGCGACCCAAUGGGGCGGCUUACGGUUUGAUUUUAAAUAGCAUCCCUCCAACCACCACACUUAGUAAUUUUCGUGAGAAGCAGCAGGAGGUGACGGGAAAGUGUUUUGUGGACACAGUCUUCUGGGGAGGCGUGAUUCUUGGCAAUCAGCUAGAGCUCUGGCCUAUGAUCCAGGCCGGAGUGGCCGGCUUCAAGUGUUUCCUCAUCCACAGUGGGAUGGAAGAGUUCCCCCAUGUGACCGACUAUGAUCCACACAGCCAUGAAGCAUCUGCAAGGCACAGGAAGUGUCCUGCUGGUAACUUACAAGCUGCAGCAACCAAACUUUGUGAUCACAGUACAUACUCCACUUUUCUGCAGUCCACGCCAGAUGUCAUAAAGCUCGAGGCCAUCUGCCGUGUCACACAACUCUGCCUGCAAUACCAGGUGCGGUGCCAUAUAGUUCACUUGUCCUCUGCAAAGCCAUUAAAGCUGAUCCAGAAAGUGCGGCAGUCUGGAGCCCCCUUGGCAGUGGAGACAACCCACCACUACCUCAGGCUGUGUGCAGAGGAGCUGACUACUAGUAAAUGAUUGGUUGUGCACCACCAGGAGCAGCUAUGGUCAGCACUGAAAGCUGGCCACAUUGACAUGGUGGUGUCUGAUCACUCACCAUGCACCCCUGAUAUGAAGAGACGGGACAGUGGAGACUCCACUUAGGCCUGGGGAGGAAUUUCAUCUCUACAGUUCGGACUGCCCCUGUUCUGGACUUCAGCCAGGAAGAGAGGCUUUGAGCUGUCUGAUGUGGCGAGGCUUCUGAGCCAGAAAACAGCCCAGCUGUGUAGCCUCGACAGCCAGAAAGGCAGACUUGCCCCCGGCUAUGAUGCUGACUUGGUCAUAUGGGACCUGUAGAGAGAAUUUGAGAUUGAAGGACACAUACAUCAUAAAAACAAGCUAACGCCUUUCCUUGGCAUUACCCUGCAGGGAGUGGUGUGUGCCACUAUCCUCAGGGGGCAGCUGGUGUACAGAGAUGGCUCCUUCUGCCCUGAGCCUCUGGGGAAACAUCUUCUCAUCCCUCAGUGGAAAAAAAAAAUCAAGCCCAGCUGUGAAGUGUAA
Molecule: messenger RNA, 1512 nt
Organism: Monopterus albus (swamp eel)
Lineage: Eukaryota; Metazoa; Chordata; Actinopteri; Synbranchiformes; Synbranchidae
Product: allantoinase, mitochondrial
Exons: 9
Biological process (GO): purine nucleobase catabolic process
Cellular component (GO): cytoplasm
Molecular function (GO): allantoinase activity
Source: RefSeq, a predicted model, not a curated record